AUGGCACCGAAGCGCCCGGCGGCGGCGGCCUCGGGGUCGGCGUCCGAGGCAUCCGACGCGGAGGCGGAUGUGGCCCACCACCAGCCGUCCUCCCCGUCCCCGUCCAAGACGCCGCCGCCCAACCCUAACGCUAAGUCCGCCGCCGCCGGCCCCACCUCGGCGGCGGAGGACUCCACCGCGGCCGGAUCCGACUCCGAGGCCGCCUACGAUUCUGACGCGGACCACCGCCCCCCACCCCGGAAGGCGGCGGCAGCGUCGUCGCCCUCGCGCAAGCCCAGGAGCCCCAGGCCGCGCUCCCGCUCCCCGGACGCCGCCUCGUACUCCAACGUCGCGGCAUCAGACGCCGACGCCGACGCCGACCUCGCCGCCGGAGACAGCGCCGACUCCGCCGACGACGACAACGCCUCCCCGCUCGCGCUCCGGCCCCCGCGCCCGUCCCGCGCCGAGGCUGCCGCCAUCAAGCCCCUCAGCUCGCGCCCCAUGGAUCCGCCGCGCCGCUCCAUGGUACCCUCUUUCUCCGAGCCGCGCUCAAAGCGCCCCCGCAGCGUCGCCGUCCCGUCAUCCGUGGAGCAGCUCAAGAGGCAGACGCGGCUCUGGAGCCUCCGAGACGAGAUCGUCAUCCUGCGGGGCUUGGCCACGUACCGCGCCAAGCGUGGCGUCCUCCCCGGCUCCAUGUAUGACAUUUCUAAGCUCCACGGCCACAUCCAGAGCGAGCUCAGUGUUAAGGUAACCCCUACGCAGCUCAGUGACAAGGUACGGCGUCUCAAGCAGAAGUACAACCUGCUUUCGUCCCGUGGCAAGAACGGGCGGGAUCCAGGCUUCCCCACCCAGCACGAACAGAGUGUUUAUGAGAUUAGCAAGAAGGUUUGGGGAGCAAGUGCUAAUGGUGGAGGAAGUACCGGUGGUGAUGGGUAUGAGAUUGGUGGUGGUGGUGAUGGUGACAGUGAAGAGGAGCACGAGAUUGCAGAGACUGAUGAGGAUGUGGAUAGUGGGUGGGAUGAACGCCUGCACAAGAACAGGAGGGUUAUGCCAAUCGAUAUGGCAAAUGGAAACGGGGCUGGGUUUGGGGCUGUGAAUGCCAAUAGAAGAGGGAAGUUUGAUAUUGAGAAGGGAAAGGAUGCUUAUCCAUACCUUUGGGAGACUGUAGAGGAUCUGUCAAAGGAGCACCCGAAUGGGGUAGCAUUCAAGAAGGCCUUUGAGUUGAUCGAAGGCCCCAAAGCGCGUGGGAUGGAGGAAAAGCUGCGAAAAUUCAGGCUCACAGAGAUCAGACACCAGCUGCGCCGUAUGGAACUGAUGAAGGAGACAGUCAAGAUGGUGCUUGAUGCGCUGGAGGGUUGA
Messenger RNA from Miscanthus lutarioriparius, 1338 nucleotides. The record is from the annotation of a GenBank genome assembly. Lineage: Eukaryota; Viridiplantae; Streptophyta; Magnoliopsida; Poales; Poaceae.